AUGCCGCCCCGCCCCCUCGCCGGGCUUCUAUGUGCCGCGGCCCCGCGCCGCCACGCCCGCCAGAACAGUCGGGAAGAAGUCCGGUGUCCCAACCUCACUACAACGCUGACUACUGCCUUAAGUGUGGUAGUGGAGGAUAGUGGCCGAGUGGAGGCUACAGCGGACUAUUCCUGCGAGAAGGGGAGGAGGAUAGUCGGGAAUAGUCAGCGGAAGUGUGGUAGUAAUGGUAUCUGGAGUGGCAGUCAACCGCGCUGUGAAUAUGUGACCUGCGACCUACCACAAGGCUUGGAUAAUGGUAGGAUAGUCCGACUCAACCAGAUCCUGGAAUACGGUAGCCUGGUCGAAUAUCACUGUCUACCGGAACAUAGGCUGGUCGGGGGGAGCUUCCGGAGGUCGUGUGGCGAGCUGGGCGAGUGGUUGGGUGGAGAACCGAAGUGUGUGUUGGGUCCAGAGGAUGCCUACAACACCAUAGGCUCCGAUAGUAGUAGUAGUAGUAGUAGUAGUGUGAGUACUACUUCUACUUCUACCGCUAGCAACACCGGCCUCUACAUCGGACUAUUCUUCGGGCUCAUCCUGGCGAUAGUCUUCAUAGGAGUGCUAGUCUACUUCAGAAUGAAGCAGCGAAGAGAAGGAGGAGGAGGAGGAGGAGGAGGAGGAGGAGGAGGAGGAGGAGAAUGGAAGGGAGGAAGAGGAGGAGGAGGAGGAGAUGAUGAGAGACCUCCCCUCCCCCCCCCAAAUGACCAGAAGACCACUCCUACCAUGACCUAUUCAAGCCUGACCGACCCCAUAACAGGUUAG
Eriocheir sinensis (Chinese mitten crab) is the source of this 798-nucleotide messenger RNA. RefSeq names its product sushi, von Willebrand factor type A, EGF and pentraxin domain-containing protein 1-like. The transcript has 5 exons. The coding region runs from base 1 to 798 and encodes 265 amino acids. The record is from RefSeq and is a predicted model, not a curated record. NCBI's taxonomy places the organism in Eukaryota, Metazoa, Arthropoda, Malacostraca, Decapoda, Varunidae.